GUGGCGGGGCGGCCGCUGCCGGCUGCCGUAGCCCCUGCGCGGGGAGCCCGUGCCCGCCGGCAGGCAGAGAAAGGCGGCGCGACUCGGGUUACAAGAUGGCGGCGGCGCCGCGGUAGCUGCUGAGGCGGCGGAGCGGAGGCAGCGAGGGCCCGAGCCGGGGCGCCGCGUCGCCCUCUCGCCGUCCGGGAGCCAUGGAAAGCGGCGCGGUAACGGCCCCGCGCUGCCCCUGAGCGGCCCCGCUGCUCCCCCGCUCCGCCCGCGCUCCAUCGCCGGCCCGGAGGCGGAGCGGGCCCGGGCCUAGGCCCGGCGCGGAGGCCCAAGGCCGGGGCUGCACCAUGUCGGACACCCGCCGGCGGGUGAAGGUCUACACCCUCAACGAGGAUCGGCAAUGGGACGACAGGGGCACCGGGCACGUCUCCUCCACCUACGUGGAGCGGCUCAAGGGGAUGUCGCUGCUGGUGCGCGCCGAGGCGGACGGUUCUCUAUUGUUAGAAUCGAAGAUAAAUCCAAACACUGCAUAUCAAAAACAGCAGGACACCCUGAUUGUUUGGUCAGAAGCGGAAAACUAUGAUUUAGCACUGAGUUUUCAAGAAAAAGCCGGCUGUGAUGAAAUUUGGGAAAAAAUCUGCCAGGUUCAAGGUAAGGAUCCCUCGGUGGAAGUCACGCAGGACCUCAUUGAGUCAGAAGAGGAACAUGUAGAAGAAAUGCCCGAAACGAGUCCUUUGAUCGACCUCCCCACUUGUGAACUCAACAAACUUGAAGAGAUUGCCGACCUAGUUACCUCCGUUCUCUCCUCGCCCAUCCGCAGAGAAAAGCUCGCGCUGGCCUUGGAGAAUGAAGGCUACAUUAAAAAACUCCUGCAGCUUUUCCAAGUCUGUGAGAAUUUAGAGAACACCGAAGGCUUACAUCAUUUGUAUGAAAUUAUUAGAGGGAUUUUGUUCCUCAACAAAGCGACUCUGUUUGAGGUGAUGUUUUCUGAUGAGUGUAUUAUGGAUGUUGUUGGAUGCCUUGAGUACGAUCCUUCUUUGGCUCAGCCAAAACGGCACAGGGAGUUCUUGACCAAAACAGCAAAAUUUAAGGAGGUUAUUCCUAUAACAGACUCUGAACUCAGGCAAAAAAUCCACCAGACUUACAGGGUACAGUAUAUUCAGGACAUCAUCUUGCCGACACCAUCUGUUUUUGAAGAGAACUUUCUUUCUACCCUCACUUCCUUUAUUUUCUUCAACAAAGUUGAGAUUGUCAGUAUGUUGCAGGAAGACGAGAAAUUUUUGUCUGAAGUUUUUGCACAGUUAACAGAUGAAGCUACAGAUGAUGACAAACGAUGUGAACUGGUGAACUUUUUCAAGGAAUUCUGCGCGUUUUCUCAGACGUUACAGCCUCAGAACAGAGAUGCGUUUUUCAAAACUUUGGCAAAGUUGGGAAUUCUUCCAGCCCUUGAAAUUGUAAUGGGAAUGGAUGAUCUGCAAGUUAGAUCCGCUGCUACAGAUAUAUUUUCUUAUCUAGUAGAAUUUAGUCCAUCCAUGGUCCGAGAAUUUGUAAUGCAAGAGGCCCAGCAGAGUGAUGAUGAUAUCCUCCUCAUCAACGUGGUCAUCGAGCAGAUGAUCUGCGACACCGACCCGGAGCUGGGGGGGGCUGUGCAGCUCAUGGGGCUCCUGCGAACCCUCAUCGACCCCGAGAACAUGUUGGCCACAGCUAAUAAAACGGAAAAAAGUGAAUUUCUCAAUUUCUUCUACAACCAUUGUAUGCACGUUCUUACUGCACCGCUUCUGGCUAAUACAGCGGAAGAUAAAUGUGAAAAAGAUGCAGUAGUUGGGUCCACUAAGAGUAAUACGAUUUGUCCUGAUAAUUAUCAAACGGCACAACUACUAGCCUUAAUUUUGGAGCUGCUCACUUUUUGCGUGGAACACCACACGUAUCACAUCAAGAAUUACAUUAUGAACAAAGAUUUGCUGAGAAGAGUCCUGGUCUUGAUGAAUUCCAAACACACUUUUCUGGCCUUGUGUGCUCUUCGCUUUAUGAGGAGGAUAAUUGGCCUAAAAGAUGAGUUUUAUAACCGUUACAUCACCAAGGGAAACCUGUUUGAGCCCGUUAUAAAUGCCCUGUUGGAUAACGGCACGAGGUACAACCUGCUCAACUCUGCGGUGAUCGAGCUCUUUGAGUUCAUCCGGGUGGAAGAUAUUAAGUCCCUUAUUGCACAUAUAGUUGAAAACUUUUAUAAUGCACUUGAAUCUAUCGAAUAUGUUCAGACAUUCAAGGGACUGAAGACAAAAUAUGAGCAAGAAAAAGACCGACAAACCCAGAAACUGAGCAGCGUUCCAUCCAUCCUGCGCAGCAAUCGAUUCCGCAGGGACGCGAGAGCCUUGGAGGAGGAUGAGGAAAUGUGGUUCAACGAAGACGAAGAGGAGGAAGGGGAAGCUGUUGUACCUCCGGUUGAGAAGUCCAAACAGGAGGAUGAUUUUCCAGAUAGCUAUGAAAAAUUUAUGGAAACUAAAAAAGCUAAGGAGAGUGAAGACAAAGAGAACCUUCCAAAAAGGACUUCAGCUGGGGGAUUCAAAUUCACUUUUUCCCACUCAGCCGGCGCAGCCAACGGCGCAAACGGUGCGAACGGUAAAUCCGUGGCCGCUCAGACGUCGCCCGCAGGCUCCAACGGCUCCUCGUCCAAGGCAGUGACGCUGAGCAGUGCGGUGACGGCCACCAAGGGAAGUCUCGUUGGCCUAGUGGAUUAUCCUGACGAUGAAGAUGAUGAUGAAGAGGAGGAGACGUCUCCACGGAAAAGACCUCGUCUGGGUUCCUAAAUGAAACCAAAACUUUGGAAUAAAAACUUUUAUUAUGGGGUUUCAAAUGCUGCAACUGUUUUAAGAGCUAAAAAGAACCUGAUGCAGAAAGCUUUCUCCCAUGAGUAUGUAAGAUAAUACAAGGAGUAGCAAAAGAAACUCAGUGUAUGAGCUAGAAAGGGUUAGUUCUGUAAACACGAAGCUUCAAGGAACUGAAGAUCUUUCUAGUAAAUAAGAGGCUGCCCUUCGGGCUGCCAAAAAAAACACAAAAAAAAGAGGGUUAGUAUUCAGAGGACCUGGAUGAUGCUUCUCAGCACGGAAAGUCUCAGGUGGCGGGAGGGCGGGAGGGCACGGAACGCUAAACGCUUCAAAACUAUUGCAGGGUUUCCCCGGUGUUAACAGGACUAGGAAAAAAGCUUAAAUUUUGAACCCAGUAAUCUUAAUUUUGUAAUGGUGCUGUCAGUUGUGUUCUUUUAGCGAUGCCUCUUUUUAAAACAAUUUUAAGGGAAAACUAACUCUGUUUGCAUAAGAACAAUCCAGAUUUUGGGACCAUUAUUACCAAUAAAACGGCUUUUCUCAUUGCUGGAGGGAGGGACGCUGCAGUUAACGGUGCAUGUCGAGUUGUUUUAAAACCAUUAAAAAUCAGUUUCGAUUAGUUAUUUUUCAAGAGGAGAAAAUGGAAGCUGGAUUCAAAAUGGAUGGUUUUGCUUAUUUUUUAAUGAGACAGGCGGUAGCGUCCAUGCCGAGGAACGCUCGCUUCCGCACGCUCUCCCGCAGCCGCCUGUGUGAGCGGAGCUGGGCCCGGCCCCCCUGCACCCGCGGGGGGAAAGGCGAAUUUCGGUGCUUUUCUGGGUGCUGGGCGCGCUGGGUCUGCUCGGAGCAGGAAAGCGCUUUCCUGCCUGCGCUUCCCUCGCGUAACUGAGGUGGCGACAGGAAACACUAAUGCGUCGUUCAGGGCCAUGAAUUUAGCGGCGUUUUAACACCAAAGUCACUUUGGACCAAGAUGGAAUGAUCUCUAACAGAACGCGCUCUUUGGGGCGGAAGCAACAAGCAGCAUGAAAGCCGCUUUCUUUUUAAAAAUAAAAGCACAUUCCACGUAGUAGGUGAGCAAACUGCGGCAGAAAUAGGUGAGUGAAACGAGGCAAACAGUCCAGGUUUUGGUUUCAAGAGCAGCGAGUGAACCGUACGUAUUUUGAUGUGAGCUUGCCCCUAUGAUCUGAGAUCAUGAUGAAGCGCGAGGAGAUUUCCCGACGACAAAUUGAACGCGUCAGACACGUUAAAAUCCGGAACCAGCUGCGAUCCACCACAUCGGUCACUCGUAAUAUGUGUUAUGGGUCCAUUUCUCCUGGAAUAGUUUAAACUGAAGCAGUUUCUCUGUUUUGGAGACUUUUGUAGUUAAUUUUAAUUUUAGCUAUUGUUUGGAAAAAGAUGGGCUGUCUGUGUAGAUAUGAAGUAUAGUUUUUUCCAUAAAAUAGAAGUUUAUUUUGUAUUAAAAAUACCACUGUACUUGUUUUACACCAUUUGUAUACAUGUGGUGAUAUUAAUGCUGAACUGUAAAAUUCAGGAAUUAAAAUGUGACCCUGUAAUUCCAUAA
Columba livia (rock pigeon) is the source of this 4368-nucleotide messenger RNA. It is a transcript of the gene PPP4R3B, whose product is annotated as protein phosphatase 4 regulatory subunit 3B. Gene Ontology annotation, cellular component: nucleoplasm; protein phosphatase 4 complex. Gene Ontology annotation, biological process: DNA damage response; protein dephosphorylation. The coding region runs from base 336 to 2795 and encodes 819 amino acids. Lineage: Eukaryota; Metazoa; Chordata; Aves; Columbiformes; Columbidae. The transcript has 16 exons. The record is from RefSeq and is a predicted model, not a curated record. Gene Ontology annotation, molecular function: protein phosphatase activator activity.